AUGGUCGUCACCACCAAGUCUGCCUCCGACUCGUCAAAGAAGACCGCGACGAAGGCGAAGAAAAAGACGGGCGGCGCGGGCAACCGUAAGAAGUUGACCGAGUUCAACAAGUUCAUGCAGACCGAGGUCGCGCGGCUCAAAGAGGAAAAUCCCGACAUGCCGCAUAGGGAGAGGUUCAAGAAGGUCAUCGACAACUGGAACAAGCAGAAAGCGGAGGCCAAGUAG
Messenger RNA from Epithele typhae, 225 nucleotides. RefSeq lists its product as uncharacterized. Gene Ontology annotation, biological process: multicellular organism development. The transcript is spliced from 3 exons. The record is from RefSeq and is a predicted model, not a curated record. Lineage: Eukaryota; Fungi; Basidiomycota; Agaricomycetes; Polyporales; Epitheliaceae. Bases 1 to 225 code for a protein of 74 amino acids.